CUUGCACCUGCAUUUCUUUCUUUUUGUCUCUUUGGUGUGGAGACAUGACACACAGAGGAGCUGUUGUUCGGUACUCCCAAGACGGUUCCCAAUUUUCUUUUUUUCCCUUUUUUGAACUCUGACUCCAUGACAACAGUGUUCCUGUGAGAAGCCCUGACUUUUGCCCCUCCUGCUCCCCAAACAAUGGCAAGCAGUAAGCACAGGAGGGGAAUGUUGGACGUACACAGAGGAAUGAUAGCAGGGUGUCUGGGAUGGAGGGAGGCUCUGAGGCGAGACCUCCUCUGUCCCAUAGAGAAGGAAGAAUUACGGCCGUGUAGACCCUGAACAUGUCCAGCCUGAAUUCAAGCGCUUGUGUUUACAGUGGCAGACAUUACUUUGUUUUUUACACUAACCCGAAUACUGCAAGUGUUUCCCUUGCAGCCUAUUUUGGCUGAGAUUCCAUUGAGCAAAUUGGAGAGUUACAUUUCAGAAGUUUCUCCCCGCCCGGCGUCAAAGAAUGGCUAUUGUUCACUGGGGGCCUUGCCCCCUUGUAAGAGUUUUAGCAGAAGAAAAACUAAAUGAGUUGAGGGCGGAACGUGAAGUCUUCAAGGCCCGCUCGUUGCGGGGGCAGCAGAAAGACUCCAACUGCCCGCGAUGACUCAAAAAAUGGAAGUAUUGUUUGGCUGAGCUCCCCGUUUGCCCUGGUACAGACAUCUCCACGCUGGUUCUGAUUUGACUCCUUCAAAGCUGAGAGAUGUUUGACAAACAGCCCUAUGAGAGUCCACCUGUGUACACCCCACCAUCCAAUAAUGGCUUUGGAGCAGCGGGCAGCUUCCACGCUCCUCUGAGUGAUUACAACGCUUACCCUCCGGCGCCGGGAUCGUACUACGUCGAGGACAAGCCGCAGCACUUCUACAAAUGGGUGUCUCCUCCGGGGAUCGUGAAGGCCAUGAUGGCUGUGGUCAUCGUGCUGUGUUUGGCCAUCUUCGCCUGCGUGGCCUCCACUCUCAUGUGGGACAUGCAGUACGGGAACGGGAUGGGAAUGGGUUACGGCUACGGAUCCGGUUACGGCGCCGGAUACGGCGGCGGCAGCUACGGCUCAGGAUACGGCAGUUACGGCAACUACCAGGGCUCCUACAUUUCCCCUUACUCGGCCAAAACGGCAAUGAUCGCUAUGGCGGCUAUCAACUUCAUAGGGGCGCUGGGUUUCUUCAUCGCCAGCUUCUCGAAAGCCAGCGCCAUGCGCAGCAGAAAGUACUUUCUGAUCCUUCUGAUUGCCAGUAUCAUCAUGGCUGUGCUGCAGGGCAUCAUAAACAUUGUUUAUAUAGUUGGCGUGAACCCCAUGGCCCAGGGCACAUCCAAUGUGAUUUACAACCCCAUGCUCAUGAUGUGCCAGAGCCUCUACCAGACGGGCUAUUCGCAAAUGGGGGGAGUGGGAGGCUUCCCCAUAUACAACCAGUACCUCUACCAUUACUGCUUUGUGGACCCUCAAGAGGGAGUCGCAAUGGUGUGCGGAUUCCUGAUGGUGAUCGCCCUGGCUGUCGCCGCGUUCUUUGCACACAAAACCAGAGGCAAGAUCUGGCGCUACGGCAAAAACAACAUCUUCUGGAUUGAGCCUCUGGUUGGCGGCAAGGCAUCGGAAGGCAGAGAUGUCGAGGACUGGGUGAACAAUGUGGAGGAAAACCGCAGCGUUCAAGACGCCCCGACCCUUCUGGUGUCCGAGAAAGCAGGUGGUCCGCUCAACGCUUCGGCAAACAGUGUCAUCUCCUACACCCCGGCCAAACUGGACGGCAGCUCUUUCAAUGGGGACGCCUACGACAACAAUGAAUACUCUGAACGGACAAUCUUACGGCCGUCAGAGGCUUUUUCCCACGGUGGGAGAACCAGCUCCAGUCCUUCAGAGGAGACCGGCAGAGGCCGCAAACCCUCGGCUAACCGGGCCAAGCGACGCAGACGUAUCCCCGACAUGGACGAGUCUCAGUACGAGACGGAGUACACCACGGGAGCCGAGACGGGCAACGAGCUGGAUAUGGAAGAGUGGGAGAGCAUGUACCCCGAGAUCACAUCUGAUGAACAACGUCACAGCUAUAAAUCCGAGUUUGACGCUGACCUAAGAGUGUACAAGCGCAUGUGUGCCGACAUGGACGACAUCAACGAUCAGUUUAACAAACUUAGCAGGGAGUUGGACACACUCGAUGACACCUCUGUUAAAUAUCAGGGUGUAGCAGAGGAAUAUAAUCAUCUGAAAGAUUAUAAGAGGACACCAGAGUACCAGUCUAAGAAGAAAGAAUGUCGCAGUCUGAGACACAAAUUGUUCCACAUCAAGCGCAUGGUGAAGAAAUACGACAAGAGCCACUCAUAGACUUGGGCCAUCUUGACAACGCUCCGCAAACACUCCAAAAUGCUUCACUCACUCUCGGCUACGCUUGGACCACAGUUACUGGCUUACUGGGAAAGACACUGACACUGUUCUCUGAAGAACACAGAAGAAGAACACACUUGCACACAGGGAACAUUUUGGAUGUUGUAAUGAUGUCAUUGUAAUCUACAAUAUGAUUUAGAUAUGGUUUUAUCUUCAUUUCAUUUAUGUGAGGCAACAUACCCAAGUAGACAAAUGACUCUUUGGUUGCCCAUGGGUAAUUAGAAAAUACACAACAUUAUUGAGUAGAAUAUGUCACCUUUUAACCUUCAUUAGGGUAAUAAUAUUUGUAAUUUUUUUCUAAUUAAACUCCAUGCUGAAUACCAGCGUCAGUGAGACCAAAAAAAGUGCACCACUUUGACCACUUGUACUGUAAAUAAUUUCAACAUCUGUUUAUUCUCCAUGAAUAGUUUAGUGGUGAUUUGUGUUUUUAUUCUCUGUGGGAGUCAAAGGAACAAUUCUACACUAAUUAAGUAUUUGGUUCUUGAUUUCAUCUUUGUAUUGGAGUCACUUGUUCUUAAAUAAGUAGUCAUUUGAAAUCUUCUCCUGCCAAUUUGUGAAAAGAACAAUGUCUGACUGAUACCUAUGCAAAUAUUUGUAUGAAGUUACUUCAAUGGCAAUGAAAAUGAUUACGUUUGGUAUUGUAUGGAUCAACUUAAUGCAUAAUGUUACAAUCAAUUGUAUAUUUUUUAAA
Molecule: messenger RNA, 3092 nt
Organism: Syngnathus acus (greater pipefish)
Lineage: Eukaryota; Metazoa; Chordata; Actinopteri; Syngnathiformes; Syngnathidae
Product: occludin
Exons: 9
Coding region: 734-2341 (535 amino acids)
Biological process (GO): bicellular tight junction assembly; positive regulation of transcription elongation by RNA polymerase II; snRNA transcription by RNA polymerase II
Cellular component (GO): bicellular tight junction; transcription elongation factor complex; membrane
Molecular function (GO): cis-regulatory region sequence-specific DNA binding
Source: RefSeq, a predicted model, not a curated record